GUGGCCCAAUUGCACUGCGCACGGUCUCACGAUUUCCAUGCAUGCGUUGUACCAGGUACCUUCCACGCGCCAUUGGAUUCUAUUAUAUCUUAUCACAACCUCAGAUCUAAUAUCUACACAUGGUGCAGACACAGCCGUUUUUUUGACCAUGAUAACUACCGCUGGGUGGAAUGCCUUGACUCCAGAGGUUUUCGUUUUUGUCUAUUACAAAUCAGUAGACAUGCACAUGUCGAUCAAGGAUCGCAACAUGGGUCAGCUGAAAUUAACUUCAUACCUAUCUGUAACUUGAAUUGUCAGUGGCACCUGUCUCUCAUUCGGGUGUCGACGACUCCUCUUCCUACAAAAUCAUAUAUCUGAAUGAACCUAAGCUCCAAAGCUUUUGUACAAAUACACCUAGAACGUAUGUUUUCACGCUCUCUCACCUCACCCAUCUCUAACACUGC
Messenger RNA from Suillus bovinus, 443 nucleotides. RefSeq lists its product as uncharacterized. The record is from RefSeq and is a predicted model, not a curated record. The transcript is spliced from 2 exons. NCBI's taxonomy places the organism in Eukaryota, Fungi, Basidiomycota, Agaricomycetes, Boletales, Suillaceae. Bases 38 to 289 code for a protein of 83 amino acids.